This is a messenger RNA of Quercus robur (English oak), 1005 nucleotides long. RefSeq names its product protein DCL homolog, chloroplastic. Gene Ontology annotation, biological process: chloroplast rRNA processing; chloroplast organization. The record is from RefSeq and is a predicted model, not a curated record. The coding region runs from base 168 to 770 and encodes 200 amino acids. NCBI's taxonomy places the organism in Eukaryota, Viridiplantae, Streptophyta, Magnoliopsida, Fagales, Fagaceae. Gene Ontology annotation, cellular component: chloroplast. The transcript has 3 exons.
GUAAUUUUGGAAAACCAAAACGACGACGGCUUCUCCAUAUACCCUAUCCGGCGAGAAAAUUCCCACCUCUGACCUCACUCUCAAACUCACGCUUACACUAACACACAGACACGCUCACUCACUUCACUACCAUGAUCAAUAACAAUAAAACACUCCCCUAUACCUAAAUGGCCGCACCUUUGCUUUUCAGAGCCAUUCCACUUCUCAGCCUCCGGCUCCACCACCACCACCGCCUAGCCGCUUCUAUUUUCGCGCCGACGCGGCGGCCAUGGUGCAGCGCCGCCGAGCCGAGUCGGAGCGAAGAGAAUUUAUCCUCUGUGGACAACACCACCGCAGCGCGGAAAGCCAGGGAUUCACAAAGUUCCAAGUACCACCAUCGGUGGGACGACGCUGAGUAUCGCAAGUGGAAAGAUAAAGAGAAUGAGAUUCUCAGUGAUAUCGAGCCCAUCUCUUCUCUUACCAAAGAGAUUCUUCACUCUAACAGGUAUUUGGAUGGGGAACGUCUAACAGCUGAAGACGAGAAAGCUGUGGUGGAGAAGCUUCUUGCUUAUCAUCCACAUUCUGAAGAUAAAAUUGGAUGUGGACUUGAUUCUAUUAUGGUUGACCGGCAUCCCCAAUUUAAACGGUCAAGAUGCCUCUUUGUUGUAAGAACUGAUGGUGGAUGGAUAGACUUCUCAUAUCAAAAGUGUCUUCGAGCAUACAUUCGAGAUAAGUACCCAUCCCAUUCGGAGAGGUUCAUUAAGGAACAUUUCAAGCGUGGUAGUGGUUAAUUUGUAUUAGUCUUGAGGCUUUUUUUACAAUUUUGGUAUCACUAGAGAUGAUCUUGAUAUGUUUAUUUAAUUUUCUUCUUCUUCUUAUGGGGCAUAAGAACUUUCACAUUGGUUUCAGUUUACCUAUAUAUAUGUAGCCUAGAGUUGCUAAUUGUCAAUGCGGUAGAUAAUCCUUGAUUGGCACUUAAAGUUUGUUUUCAAAUGAAGACAGAAAAAAUGAUUGAGGUGAAGUUCA